AUGGCGACGAGGCAUCACCAGGCCGCGGCUGCCGCUCCGCAGCCGGCGAACCGAGGCGCCGUAGUCCCGACAGGAAAGCAGAAGGCCGCCGCCGGCCGAACUCGGCAGCCGCUUGGAGACAUCGGCAACCUCGUCCACGCCCCCCAUGUCUUGGACGGGAAAACCAAGCUGCCGGAGGGGAUCAAUCGCCGGGUCACCCGGAGCUUCGGCUCCCAGCUCUUGAAGAACAACUGCGCUGUGACGAACAAGAACGCAACAGCUCCUGCUCCUGCUCCUCCUGCCGCCCUGAAGCCGGUGGCCAGGAAGGUUCUCAAGCCCGCCCCUCGUCCUGAGCAGGCCGCCGCCAAGGCCAUCAACACUGGCUCCGACGAGAACAGGAAGCCGUCAGAGGGCGCCGCCGCCGCCGCCGGCUUAGUGCUCCCCAGAAAGAAGUUGGUGGACACGCUCAGCUUAGUGCUCUCCCAUCGCUCCAAGGAAGCGUGUGGCCUCAACCGCAAGCCAAAGGACGUCGUGGAAGACAUCGACAGGCUCGACGGCGACAACGAGCUGGCCGUCGUCGACUACAUCGACGACAUCUACAGUUACUACAAGACAGCGCAGCACGAGAACCUGCCGGUCCAGUACAUUGACAGCCAGCCCGAGAUCAACCCCAAGAUGAGGGCCAUCCUCGUGGACUGGCUCGCCGAAGUGGCGCAUAAGUUUGAGCUCAUGCCGGAAAGCUUCUACCUCACCAUCUACAUAGUCGACCGGUUCCUCUCCAUGAAGGCGGUGCCUCGAAAGGAGCUGCAGCUCGUCGGGGUCGCAGCGAUGCUCAUCGCCUGCAAGUACGAGGAAAUGUGGGCGCCCGAGGUCACUGACUUCAUUCACAUCUCAGACAACUCGUACUCGCGGCAGCAGAUCCUCGGCAUGGAGAAGAGCAUCCUGAACAAAAUGUCAUGGAACCUCACUGUUCCCACCAUGUACGUCUUCCUGGCGCGGUUCGCCAAAGCCGCCGGGGCCGGGAGCGACAAGGAGCUGGAGCACAUGGUGUUCUUCUUCGCCGAGUUGGCGCUGAUGGAGUACGGGAUGGUCUCGCUCUGCCCGUCGCUGGUGGCAGCCUCCGCUGUGUACGCUGCUCGGUGCACGCUGAACAAGAGUCCCAUUUGGACAGAGACCCUGAAGCACCACACCGGCUUCAACGAGCUACAGCUCAUGUAAGUUCUUC
Messenger RNA from Lolium rigidum, 1204 nucleotides. Its product is annotated as cyclin-B1-5-like. Gene Ontology annotation, molecular function: cyclin-dependent protein serine/threonine kinase regulator activity. Bases 1 to 1197 code for a protein of 398 amino acids. The transcript is spliced from 7 exons. Gene Ontology annotation, biological process: mitotic cell cycle phase transition; regulation of cyclin-dependent protein serine/threonine kinase activity. The record is from RefSeq and is a predicted model, not a curated record. NCBI's taxonomy places the organism in Eukaryota, Viridiplantae, Streptophyta, Magnoliopsida, Poales, Poaceae. Gene Ontology annotation, cellular component: nucleus; centrosome; cyclin-dependent protein kinase holoenzyme complex.